Prunus armeniaca (apricot) is the source of this 1443-nucleotide messenger RNA. The record is from the annotation of a GenBank genome assembly. Lineage: Eukaryota; Viridiplantae; Streptophyta; Magnoliopsida; Rosales; Rosaceae.
AUGGAGCCACACCUCCUUCACCCCACUAACCUGCGCUUUUCAACCUCAACCUCCUUAACCUCUGCCACAUAUUCGAUAACACUCUGCGGUGAACAUGCCCAUAAACGAAACCCAACAAUCCAUUGUCUUCAUUUAUCGAAACGGAGCUCCAACCCGUCUUUGAAGGCCAAAAAGGAGCUUUCUCGACUUCUGAGAACAGACGCUGCUGUUAGAAACAUUGAGAAGAAAGCAAAUUCCAACAAGUACAAUAACCUUUGGCCCAAGGCUGUUUUGGAGGCUCUGGAUGAAGCUAUUGCAAACAAUCUGUGGGAGAGUGCUCUUAAGAUUUUUGGACUACUACGUAAGCAACACUGGUAUGAGCCGAGAUGCCAAACAUACACUAAGCUGCUGAUGAUGCUUGGCAAGUGCAGGCAACCUGAGCAGGCCAGCUUGCUUUUCGAGCUCAUGUUAAGUGAUGGGCUAACACCUACUGUUGACGUCUACACCGCUCUUGUUAGUGUUUAUGGAAAAAGUGGCCUCCUUGACAAGGCGUUCUCUACUGUCGAUGAUAUGAAGUCAGUUUCUGACUGCAAACCGGAUGUAUAUACAUAUUCUAUUCUUAUUAAUUCCUGCACCAAAUUCAAUCGUCCUGAUCUGAUUGAAGAAGUUCUGGCUGAGAUGUCAUAUCUGGGGAUCGGAUGCAACACAGUCAUAUACAAUACUCUAAUUGAUGGCUAUGGUAAGGCUGAAAUGUUUGAACUGAUGGAGGACUCGUUGACAGACAUGAUUGAAAGUGGCAGCUGCCUUCCUGAUGUUUUCACAUUAAAUUCUUUUCUUGGGGCUUAUGGGAACUGUGGACAGAUAGAGAAGAUGGAGAAGUGGUAUGAUGAAUUUCAGCUGAUGGGAAUAAGGCCAGACCCUAAGACAUUUAAUAUCCUGAUUAAAUCAUAUGGGAAAGCAACAAUGUACGAAAAGAUGGGGUCUGUUAUGGAGUUUAUGCAGAAAAGGUUUUUCUCCCCAACUGUUGUUACUUAUAAUAUUGUAAUUGAGGUAUUUGGGAAAGCUGGAAAUGUUGAGAAGAUGGACGAAUACUUCAGAAAAAUGAAGUAUCAAGGAAUGAAGCCUAACUCUAUCACCUAUUGUUCUCUUGUUAGUGCGUAUAGCAAAGCUGGGCAUAUGAGUAAAGUUGAUUCCAUUUUGAGGCAAGUAGAGAAUUCGGAUGUUAUACCGGAUACGCCUUUCUUCAACUGUAUUAUUAGUGCUUAUGGUCGGGCUGGUGAUGUAAGAAAGGCGAGCGAAUUGUUUUUGGCAAUGAAAGAAAAAAAAUGUUUGCCUGACCAUAUCACCUUUGCUACCAUGAUCCAAGCCUACAAUGCACGAGGCAUGACUGAGGCUGCUGAGGACUUACAGAAAAGGAUGAUUACCAACACGGAAAAUUCAGGCACAAGGUUGAUUGGAUGCUAG